CGUACAUAGCACCACUACCACCAUCACCAUCACCACCACCACCAUCACCACUACCACCACCACCACCACUACCCUUACCGCCCGACGAUCAGCCAAGAUGCCCGCCCUGCGUGAACGAGACGGGCGCAACCUGUGGCUGAUCCUGACCGGCGCGCCUCCCUUCGUCCGGAAAUCCAGCCACGCUCCAUCCUCAGAGCGCCUCCAGUGUCAUUCCAACCGUACGGUUGUCUACGUCGCCGAUCUUUCGCCGAGGAUAUACCCCAAUUCGCGACGUGUGCGACGUGCGAAUCGUUGUCGUGGUCGUCGUCGACGUCGACGUCGGCGACGGCGAUGCGCUUCGGAUGCGGGUACAUCGGUGUAGCGAGGCAAGAAUCGCGCGCGCAGAGCGCCGAGACGCAAUCUCCUCCGGGGUUGAUAAUGAGCGCGUCGGUGUCUGGAGUGAUCGUGAUGAAACUUUAACCACCGACGAUGCGAUUAACGCGAGCUUAGCGGCUGUGCACACGAGUUGAUUGCGAGCAACGACGGGGCGGCAAAAUUGCGCGGAUGCUGCCGCGGAAAGGCAGAGCGGCCGGCACGUCUGGACCGGCGCGAGUAAAAGAGAACUGCGUUUAUUAAUGGAGGACGCGCGAUCAGCCGUCCUGAUCGGCCGCGUGACCAAUGACUUGUGAUUAAACUGCGAUCGACAACGAUCGGCAACGACUGUUCCUCAAGAAAACGAACACCGGAUACUGCUGAUCAACGAUUAAGUGCGAUCGAAGAAUGGUAUAAGUUGGUUGAAUAUUGGACACGGAGUAGAAGACUGAUUAAUUACUGUUGAUAAUUUGUAAAAGUACAUUUCAUCGAGAGCUUCGUAAUUUAUAAUUAUUUUACAUUACGUCAAGAACGCACAUGCUCGGAUGACAAGGAAAAGAAGAUAAAACUUUCCGAAUAGAAGUGACCUGAGAUUAGAUCCUUCCACAUUGAAUUGAUGUAAGAUCACGCACAAAGAAAAUAUUUUAAAGUACCAUUUUUAUUCAUUAAGAUACACGCCUCACUGGAAAAAGGUACAUACAGUCGCACUUUUUUUCUAAGAAUGCUCUUAGUGACCGUAUAAAUUAGAUCGUUGCAACAUAUCGCAAUAUUGGGACCAAUGCGAAUGCUGUCGAUAUGAGAUGCUCGUGCAUGUACUGUGCCGACACGGAGCCUUAAAUGAAUUACGACUACCGAGAGUAGUUCAAUAUAAUUUUCGACGUGAGGAAUAAAUCCUUUAUAUAAGAGGAGAACAAUCGAUAUCAACGUGAAAACAACGGUAUAUCUGAAAAAGUGAAGUCCGCGGCCUUUAUAACUAAUGUUUUGAAUGUUUUGAAUAGUGUAAAGUGAUUACAAGGCACCGAUAUCACAUCAACAACAUUGAAGCAUGCCAUUUGACAGAGUACCUUGAGCAACCGAGAAGAGAUCUUUUACGUGAAGGUCCAAUUUCGCUGAAUAAAGUUGGCUGAAGUAGAGAGAUAGAUAAAAGAGUAAAACUAAAAUGCGGAAAGGAAGUCCACGAAGGGAUAGCAGUGAGAAUAUCCGACUGGAGCCUUUGUCCAGGACUCCUAGACAAACGGAAUCCACCGAUGCUGCAGAAGAUGCAAAAACACCGCUGAAACAUGGCACGAGAAAAACAUGCGAUUCGGGAGAUAGCAAUGCUGGACUGCACAGACGUAAUUUUUACGAACGCGCGAAUGAAGUCGUCAGGUGUUCCGAGAGAAAGACGUAUUGCGUACUUUGUAUCUGUUGUUUGGUGCUUAUCGUCACAUCGCUCAUCAUCGCUUUGGCACCUCUACGAAAUGGUUGCACAUGUUCUGAAGAAGACUCGAAUAAAACUGCGGGUGAUAAAAAGGAUGCUAUACCUCUGAUGGACAACGGGGAGGUGUUUCCAUGGGAUAACAUAAGAUUACCUGCAUAUGUGCAUCCUACUAGGUAUAAUAUCACGAUGCAUCCAAAUCUUACCACUUUAGAAUUUAGAGGACGAGUCACAAUAGAAUUCUAUGUCGAUGAAGAGACCAAGUUUAUCGUCUUCCACAGUAAAAACUUGACAAUAAAAGAACAAAUAGUCAAAGAAGGUCAAGAAGACAUGAAGAUCGCAAAAUUGCUCGAAUAUCCGAAGCGUGAACAACUAUAUCUGGAAGUGGAGGACACAUUUCAAAAAAGGAACAACUACACGCUAUUCCUGAGUUUUAACUCGACAUUGAACACCACUGAACUUAAAGGAUUCUAUUUCAGCAGUUACAGCACUCCCGAAGGAGAACAAAAAUAUUUGGCCACUACUCACUUCGAACCGACAUACGCGCGUAUGGCUUUUCCAUGCUUUGAUGAACCACAAUUCAAAGCUAAAUUUAAGGUGUCGAUAUACAGAGACAGAUUUCACAUCGCGUUAUGUAAUAUGCCCGUGAUAAAUACCGAGGAGGCUGGAUUUUACUUGGGCACGAAUCUUAAUAAUGUUACUUCUCAGUUGCGCGACGACUUCCAAGAGUCCUUAGAGAUGUCGACCUAUUUGGUGGCCUUUGUAGUAUGCGAUUUCGUACGGAUCUUUGAACUAACCAAGAGAAAUACAUCUGUGAGCGUGUACGCUGCAUCACACAUGCUUCCGCAAACGAAGUAUGCCAUGGCCACCGCGGCUCGCAUCAUGGAUUAUUUUGAAUCUUUCUUUGGCAUAUCUUACCCCUUGCCAAAACAAGAUCUGAUAGCAAUUCCCGACUUCGCGUCAGCUGCUAUGGAAAAUUGGGGCCUAAUCACUUUCCGAGAAUCGUUCCUAAUGUAUGAUCCACAAGAAACGUCUGCCGAAAUACAAGAAUAUAUUGCCGUCCUAAUGGCCCAUGAAUUAGCUCACCAGUGGUUCGGCAACCUUGUCACGAUGAAAUGGUGGAACGAUAUCUGGCUGAAUGAAGGCGCAGCCACAUUCUUCGAGUACAAGGGUGUGAAUCAUAUUUGGCCCGAGUGGGGUAUGAUGGAUUUAUUCAUUUUGCACAAAACACAACGAGCGCUCGAGCUUGACGCCCUGGCCAAUAGUCAUCCAAUAAGCGUACCCGUUGAAAACCCCACCGACAUAGAAAGCAUAUUUGAUACCGUCAGCUAUUUCAAAGGCGCUUCCAUUCUUUACAUGCUGGAGAGAGUCUUGUGCGAGAACGUUUUCCAGCGCGGAUUAAAUGAUUACCUGAAUUUACACGCGUAUGGAAACACAGUGACCAACGAUCUGUGGACGGUUUUCACGAAACACACGAGAAACUCAUCUGUCGGUGCCGAACUCGACGUAAAAAUAGUAAUGAACACUUGGACUCAACAAACGGGCUUUCCACUUGUAACCAUCACUCGUGAUAAUAACACUAUCACGGCGACCCAAAAAAGAUUUCUCAUUUCGCCACAAAAAAACGGAGCGAACAUUUCGCAACCCAAGUCGCCGUUCGACUACAAAUGGUACAUCCCGUUGAACUGCUACACAGACAAGAUACCGCCGGUUCUCAUGGAGGUGUGGAUGAAUAUGACCAACGCAACGUUCGAAAUAUCGCCCGAUGUCGAUUACAUAAAGUGCAACAUCAAUCAAACUGGCUUCUACCGAGUUAAUUACCCGAAGGAGAUGUGGACCUCAAUUAUCAAAACUUUGAUGAAGAAUCACACUGUAUUUAGUGCAGCUGAUCGUGCGAGUCUCAUCGAUGAUGCAUUUUCACUUUGCGACGCGGGCGAACUGGACGCCUCGACUCCAUUGGAACUCUCGCUUUACCUUGUUAACGAAAGAGACUACGCGCCAUGGGAAACGGCGCUCCGGUACUUAAACUUUUGGAAGAAACGACUGGGUGAGAGUGAAGCGUACAAGAAAUAUUUGUCAUUCUUUAAACAGAUAUUGGAUCCGAUUACAAGAUACAUUAGUUGGAAGGACGAGGGAUCUCAUUUGCAAAAAUUAUUAAGGACCAUAGUACUGAUAUCCGCCGUUGAACUACAAAUGGAUAACGUGGUAAAGUCUGCGAAGGAUCUCUUUCAGGAUUGGAUGCUGAAAGGCAAACGUAUCCCGCCCAAUAUACGAAAUAUCGUUUACAUGGCAGGUGUGAAAUUCGGGGAGGAAGAUGUGUGGCAACAUUGCUGGCAAGUUUAUCUCAAGACGCAGAUACAAAGCGAGAAACUAGUAAUGCUGCAAGCUCUGGGUGCAGCGAUGGACCCUUGGCUACUUAAACGUUAUCUGCGCUACUCGCUGAAUCGGGAUCUGAUUAAGUCACAGGAUGUUAACGCUAUUAUAGCGUCCGUUGCUGCUAAUCCUCAGGGACAUUACUUGGCUUGGCGCCACAUUAAAGCUUACUGGCCGCAAAUAGAAGCCUUAUACGUGAACGAGUCGCUUUCGAUAAGUGAUCUCAUACUUAGCCUCGUCCCUGAUUACUUUAUUACGGAAUAUGAUUACCGCGAGGUAUCGGGAUUCUUUAAACAACACGACGUUCGCAGCGGUAAUCGCAGCCUGCAACAAAGCUUAGAAAUGGUAAAAUUCAAUAUCCAUUGGGUGAAGAAAAAUGCUAAAAGCGUGAAUAAAUGGCUCAUCGAAUACUUUACGGGAACGACUGCUGCGAGUUAACCGUUAUCCAUUGAAAAUGGGACGAGAAAAAACCGACUUGUAUGUUUACUCAUGCCAUUAUGGCUGAUUUUUCUACAGUUCUUAUUUACACGCGAGAUACGAAAAUCCUUAAGAGAUACAAAAAUAAGACAAGUCCAUAAAAUUAAAAUGCUCACUAUUACUUAAGGGGCAUAAAGAGACUCUCAUUCAUCAUUUAGAUAUAAAAUACAUCAAGAGUCAUUUCCGUCACUUUUGUUAGGAGAUCGUUUCCGCCGGACAAAACAUAGAAUUUAGAGGACGACCAUGAAACAUAUAAGAACAAAUUGUUUCCCUUGGGAAUAAAAGAUAUCUUUGGCAGGGAAAGAAACUCCUAUCUCCUGUACAAAAUUUAUGAUCAUAGUUUUCUCGUCGGAAUAGAUUUCUUAACAAGAAUAAAUGAAGCCGAAUUGUUCGUACGUAAUAAAUUAUACAACGGAUUUAUACCGCACUUUCGAAAGUAUUUAUUUAUGAACAUCGCGUGUCUAUUGGAUCACUAAGCGUAGAAAAAGACAAUGACAGCGCAGACAUCGUUGAUCCUAGAGUAGUCGUUUACCCAAUAUUUGGCAGGUAAUAAGAGCUAACGACGUACGCCUACGUCGACAUUGAGAGCUUUAGUCUCUCGACUCAACCGUACUUUAUUGAAACAAAGGAAGCAAUGGUAAUAAUCUCCAAGUGAUGUCUAAGUCCCAUAUAUAUAUAUAUAUAUAUCUGAACCAUCCAACAAGUCAUCCAAUAAGUCAUUACUUUAAAGGACGGAGUCGAGCUUGCGACAAGUUUGUCGAAGAAAACGCUAAUUAUACUAUUUGCGUAUAUACUCGUGUGCAAUAAGUUUAACUUUACGAUACAACGUUACAAGCGUAUCUAGAAGUAAUAGAAUUAUCAUGAAUGUACGAAUGAUCGUCCCACAAGUUUUAAGUAGCAUAUCAAUAUGCGGCAAAGAGGUGUGACACGCUAAAUUGUUCGGAUCUGUGCCUCACAAGCAUCAUCCAAAACAAAAUCAAGACACAUCAAGCGUUGAGGAGAAGCCUCUGCCGCGAGCCAGCUGAAUGUAUGUCAAACUAAUUAUAAAAGAAAAAGAUUUGAUGUAUCGUGUGUAUUGCGUAUUGGUGUCUGUUAGAGGUGGAGGCGCAGGAUACGUCUCGCGUGGUUGAUCGUUCUCCACGCGAAGUAGCAUGUAAUAGAGAAUAUAUUGGAUAUUUUAUUAUGAAACAGUGGAUAAAUUUAUAUAAUCUAAACAACGCGCUUUAUAUAUGGUGUGCAUGUAUUAGUAUAAGAGAGAUACGUGUGCUGUGUUUGAUCGACUACUUUGUAAAGCGUUUAGGUGCUGGCGUACGUAAGAUCGCUGAAUUUCACUUAGGACCUUGUGAACGUUACAGUUUUCGCGUUGUUUUAAUUCUAAGAAAUAUUAGUUUUUAUAAUAAUUAAGUUUUGAUUAAAACCUAAUUUUAAAGUAGAACAUGUAUAAAUCCUGCAAUACGAUUGAAGCAAUUAUGCUUGAGUCAUUACUUUCCGUUUGUACAGUUGAUUUCUCGGACAAUAAAUCCCAGAAGAUAGUGAGACAUAUAUUAAUAAAUGUUUAACUAUUAUACUUUAAUUGCUUCAAUAAUUUAAUUUAAUUUCUUGAUAUCAAGGUUUAGAAAUCUAGAUUUAUUAUAUUACUACAUAAAACUACUCGCACAGAUACAAUAGAAUGAUUAUACAAGAUAAUAACUUCGUAAGAUAUUCAGACAUAAAGAUCUGCGAAAUAUCUAAUCAGGAAGAACAAACCUGAUCACAAAACGAAUAUCUGCCCCAAUCAGGAAAAACCUUUAUAUGCAUUCAUCUUAUUUUUAUUUUACAAACAUCUUUUCAUUUUUUACUUUUGAAAACUUAGUGGUUUAUCGAAUCUAGAAUUUGCGUGUUCCUCGAAAAAGAAACCAGUCAGAAUCGAAGCACUUGUUAGUUAAACGAAACACGUCGUUAUCACGCUCAAACGUACAGGACGCGACAGUAUUUCGAUAUUUUCUAGAUAUAAGUCUCUACUGCCGUUUAUACACUUGCUUUUUAUAAUUACCGACGCUCAUCACAAAAUAGCAAUAUUUCCUCAAUAUUUAUUACCUGUUAACAUGAUUCGAUACUACUCUAUUUCACAUCGCAUAAUUCUCUGUGUUCGUUGCAUUUACAUUACGAUUCUCUGAGUGAACUCUCACAAUCAGAGAUAUAUACAUAUACAGAUAUCUAUGCGUACGUAUAUGAAAAAAAUCUGUAAAUAACGGCAGCAUGAAGUUUUCAUUAUUCCAUUAAGUAGAUUUUGAUACACUCCAAACGGCGAAUUAAAUGAAUCGACGCACAAUUAGAUAUUUUACAUGUAAAUAGCAUAUUUUUUCACUAACGGAACUCUCUCGUUAAAGAGUUAAUGAGCGAUAAUCGCUUCGGGAUUUAUCUUUAGAGAAGCGCUCGCUCGUAAAACCAUGCGAGUUGCGAACCGAUUGGCCUAUUUUAUAAUGUUCUUACGAGCGAAAGUACUCGUGUAAGUACAUACAUAAUACUUUGGUUAUUUGCAUAUUCAUUGAAGUGUAAUUUAGGAUGGCAGAUUUAAGUACAAUAAUAAUCUUUGAACGAGACAUAUAUUUUAUUUAAUUAAAUAAUUGAUUUUUUUCUACAAUACAUACAUAUUAUACAUUCCAUCGAGAUUCGUUAGUUUAAUAAUUUGUGAGAGCGAGUAACGUCGAUGGACAAUGUCGAUUUCAUCUCUUAUCAGAAACAACUUCAUUAUAUCAAAUUCACAUACCAUACGCGGAAAAACGAAGAAAAUGCUAUAUCGAAAGACUGGAUACCAGAGUAAUCAAGAGAUUGUAUUUUACACUAACACGAAACACGAUUACGUCUUAAGAAAAUGAGGCUGUCUUACAUCUCGUAUUUAUGAAUAACAUACCGGCAUAACGAUAUAUUGUAUACCGUUCUCAACUGUAUUGUUGUCAUAGAUAUUUUGUUGUAUAAAACAAAUACAAGACAUGUACAAGCAUAUAAAUGAAUAUAUUAUAUGUUUAAAG
Molecule: messenger RNA, 7629 nt
Organism: Ooceraea biroi (clonal raider ant)
Lineage: Eukaryota; Metazoa; Arthropoda; Insecta; Hymenoptera; Formicidae
Product: endoplasmic reticulum aminopeptidase 1
Biological process (GO): proteolysis; peptide catabolic process
Cellular component (GO): membrane; cytoplasm
Molecular function (GO): metalloaminopeptidase activity; peptide binding; zinc ion binding
Source: RefSeq, a predicted model, not a curated record